AUGGCAGAUUUAUACAACACUCUCGGUGAAAAAGAAAAUUCUGAAUUUCUUGAAACCCAAAUAGACCGACUUAAUGCUGCUUUAGAAGAAGCUUUAAAUGAUAUUGAAAACAACCGAUCUUCAAUCAGAAUCGAUAAUUCUGAAAUCAUGAAAUCAAUGUGUUCAGUUCUUACCACAGAAGAAGCAGAAGAUCUCAGUCUUCAAUUAGAGGGGCAAUCACAAAUGUAUGAUUCUUUCUACAUGCAAGACGAUUUCGAGCAAAAACUGGAAGACUUGCUAAUUCAGCUUGACCGCUAUCAGAUGAUCAUUGAAGAUUUCAAAGGAUUUGAAAUGCAGACUUUGGAAAAUUCAAAACAUAUAAAAGUUGUAUGCACAGAUCUUGAACUUUUAAACAGCAUUAACCAAUUUAAGCAGGCUGUUUCUGAAAAAUCUAUAGAAACCUUACAGGCAACAUUUGGAUCUGUUAUUUUAGAUUUGGACAUCCAGCAUGAGAUUUUGUCAGGCUAUGAUAUCUUGAAUGAAAAUGGCGAUGAAAUAAGAAAUAAAGAAUAUUUGGAAAAAUAUAUAGAAAACCUAGAAAAAGAAAUAGAUGAUCUGAAAGAUAAACAAGUUCUCUGUGAAAAUCUGCAUGGUGGGGUAAGUCGACCACAUUUUGAAGAAUCUCCAAAGCAUCUGCCAUCAAAAGCUUCACAUGAAAAUCGGAUUGAUAUUGAUAGACUAAGGACAGAAAUUACUCUUGAAUUGGAAAUGAAAUAUUCUAACUCCCCGGUUCGUUUUUUUUUUAAAAAAAAUUAUAUAGAAAUUUUAUAGAAAUUUUUUUUUCUCGAAAUUUAAAAAAACCUAUUUGGCAAAAUUUGAAAGCAAAUAUUAAUUUAAUUUAUGAAAUUUAUGCUUUAAAAUGCAAUUUGUUUAAAAAUUAAACAGAAUUGGCUCUAGAUUUCAUUAUACUGACUAUCAAUUUUAUAUCAAUUUUUUUUUCUAUUAAAAAAUUUUUGUUCACUCAAAUUUUGGGCAAAAAAUAGCGAUUUUUUCUAAUGGUUUUGUUCACUCACGGAGGGGGGAGUAAAAGAAAAAACCCUCAGCUUGAGCUUGCUCAAGAAAAAUUAAAUUUACAACUUGAAGAGGUAGAAGAAAUAAAGACACAUUAUAUGAAUAAGCUUAAAGAAUUAAACGAUCAGAAGUCAUCAAUUAUUAAACGAGAAAAUGAGCUUAAGUCUGCUAAAGCUGCUUUUGAGAGAGAAAAAGUGUCAUGGCGCGAACAAAUGAGGGUCCAGGAGCAAGAAACAUACAAAUUAAAGAGACAUUUAGAGGUGUUUUUUAAAAAUUAUGGAUAUGAAGAUUUAAGUCCUGGAGCUCAGCAAGCGAUACCAAACGGGCUUGAAAUAGACACCUCUAUUGAUGAAAGCUUUAAUCCUAAUUCAGCCAAACCACAGACACCUUCUUAUAGGUUUAAACAAGUUGCAGGACUGCAGGGACAUCUACAAGAACUUGAAUCCAAGAUUAAGGAAUAUUCUGAAACGAAUGAAGACCCUGACAAAAUUGAACUGAAAAUUGACAAUGUCAAAAAUAAAAUAUUGAACUUAAGAGGCGAAAAAGCAAUUUACGAAUCCAAAAAACAGGCAAGAUCAUUGGCUCAUAUGGUAAAAAUCAUGGAAAAGGAAUCUUCAGUAAAUCAGGAAAAAAGAAGAAAAGACUUGAUACAGCAAAUAUAUAAAAAAUAUGGAAUUGCCUCAAAAAUUAUUCUAAGCCCGUUUAAUAAUGCAAGAAGACCAGAAACCCCUAGAGCUCGAGCAUUUUUAUUCCCAAUUCAAGAAGACACCCCAGAGAAUGUUUCGACUUCAGAAAGUCCUGAAAGCUCUUCAAAGAGGCCUCUGCCAGAGCUUAGAAUACCCCAAGACGAAAAAGCUUUAACUUUACUAGACAAAAAAGCAGAUUACUUAAACCAAAAAGAAAAUGAACUUUAUGAGAAGGAAAAAAUCUUUCAAGACCUUUGCUUGAAAAACCCAGACUCAAAAGACUUUUUUGAAAUAAUGAAAACUGAAAAAGAAGCUUUGGAAAGAGAAAAAGAAGUAAUCAAAAAUGAAAGAGAACAUAUCAAACAAAUAAAAGAGAAAUUAGAGGAUGGCAAUGAAAAAAUCAACAAAAUAAAAGAAGAUCAGCUGAAAGAAAGGAAGUUGUUGGACAAAGAGAAAAAAGAGCUCUACAGGCUGCGAAAAAUUAUAUACUCGAUAUUGCCAACUUUGCAAAUGGUUUCAGCACAUGCGGUUUAA
This is a messenger RNA of Blepharisma stoltei, 2270 nucleotides long. Lineage: Eukaryota; Ciliophora; Heterotrichea; Heterotrichida; Blepharismidae. The record is from the annotation of a GenBank genome assembly.